Haliotis rufescens (red abalone) is the source of this 7227-nucleotide messenger RNA. RefSeq lists its product as uncharacterized. Lineage: Eukaryota; Metazoa; Mollusca; Gastropoda; Lepetellida; Haliotidae. The transcript is spliced from 21 exons. Gene Ontology annotation, molecular function: chitin binding. Gene Ontology annotation, cellular component: extracellular region. The record is from RefSeq and is a predicted model, not a curated record. The coding region runs from base 236 to 5611 and encodes 1791 amino acids.
CAGAAAGAGAACCGAUCAGAUUACUGACAGAUAGAGCGUCCCCCUCGAGAGGCGUAGUCAACUACUAUAUGCAUACACAACAAGACUAGUUAUACAGACAUAGCAAGGGACAAUACGUCACUUAAACAGCAUUACACAACUUCCUGGUCCGAGAGCACAUGUCACGCACUUGCUUCUAGAGUUACAGUGGCCGCCUUACCUAUCACAAGACACUUGUUGACUGAAUACCUUCACAAUGGAUGGACGUAGGAAGCCCUCUCGGAAAGAUUCCAUGGACGCCUACUAUACAAGUUGGCAGCACUGGUUUCCUUCUACCGAUUAUGUGUUUAAUGGGCACACAACCCGCUACACGUCCAAGGACAUCGACGUUGACCCCAGCAUGCAGGGGUCAUACAGUGAGGCCACGUCAGAAGCACCAUCACGCUCUACACCCCGCACUGGUUACAUUGUAAUCUGCAUCUUGGUCAUCCUUAUUGUCGCUGGCGUCGUCGCUGCCAUCGUCACCGCUGUUCUCUUGACCAAUGGUGCCAAGUAUCAGUACACAAGAGCGGAGGUAAAGCUUCGCGUAUUAAAUGUCAACUAUACCGAGGCACUGUCGGAUAAAACGUCUCCCGAAUUUACAGCACUUCAAAAUAACUUCUGUUCAAAUGUGGGCAACGCUGUGGAUAAAGACAAAACUACAACCGGGUACCAGGGAUGUGCAGUUAAAAGUGCCAGAAAUGGCUCUGUCGUCAUUGUGGCUCUUUUCUACUUCACUGCCCAAAACUCAGCUCCUGUGCAGGUUGCAGUGACAAACAUCUUCAAACCCCCCUCAUCCACAUCCUCAUCCUCAGUUACGAGAGUAUCUAUCUACGUCAUCGCUUCAGAGUCUGUGACAGUUGUUGUUACCACUGUAGACGAGACGAGUCAGGAAAAACCCGCAGUAAAGCCCGUGGCCGAAAAUACUCAAACUUCAAGCCCGGAUGUAAUUCUCCAAACAUCAAGCCCGGAUGUAGUUGUCCAAACAUCAAGCCCGGAUGUAGCUGUCCAAACAUCAAGCCCGGAUAUAGUUGUCCAAACAUCAAGCCCGGAUGUUGUUUUCCAAACAUCAAGUCCAGAUGUAGUUCUCCAAACUUCAAGCCAAGAUGUAGUUCUCCAAACAUCAAGUCCAGAUCUAGGUGUCCAAGCAACAAGCCCGGGUGUAGCUCUCCAAACAUCAAGUCCAGAUGUAGUUCUCCAACAUUCAAGCCAAGAUGUAGUUGUCCAAACAUCAAGCCCGGAUGUAGUUCUCCAAACAUCAAGCCCGGAUGUAGUUGUCCAAACAUCAAGCCCGGAUGUAGUUGUCCAAACAUCAAGCCCGGAUGUAGCUGUCCAAACAUCAAGCCCGGAUGUAGUCCUCCAAACAUCAAGCCGGGAUGUAGUCCUCCAAACAUCAAGCCCGGAUGUAGUUGUCCAAACAUCAAACCCGGAUGUUGUUCUCCAAACAUCAAGCCCGGAUGUAGUUCUCCAAACAUCAAGCCCAGAUGUUGUUAGCCAAAAAUUAAGUUCGGUUGUAGCUGUCCAAACAUCAAGCCCGGAGGUAGCUGUCCAAACAUCAAGCCCGGAUGUAGUCCUCCAAACAUCAAGCCGGGAUGUAGUUGUCCAAACAUCAAGCCCGGAUGUAGUUAUCCAAACAUCAAGCCCAGAUGUUGUUGGCCAAAAAUUAAGUUCGGUUGUAGCUGUCCAAACAUCAAGCCCGGAGGUAGCUGUCCAAACAUCAAGCCCGGAUGUAGUCCUCCAAACAUCAAGCCGGGAUGUAGUUGUCCAAACAUCAAGCCCGGAUGUAGUUCUCCAAACAUCAAACCCGGAUGUUGUUCUCCAAACAUCAAGCCCGGAUGUUGUUCUCCAAACAUCAAGCCCGGAUGUUGUUGUCCAAACAUCAAGCCCGGAUGUUGUUGUCCAAAUAUCAAGCCCUGGUGUAGUUGUCCAAACAUCAAGCCCGGAGGUAGCUGUCCAAACAUCAAGGCCGGAUGUUGUUGUCCAAACAUCAAGCUCGGAUGUAGUUGUCCAAACAUCAAGCCGGGAUGUAGUUAUCCAAACAUCAAGCCCGGAUGUAGUUGUCCAAACAUCAAGCCCGGAUGUAGUUGUCCAAACAUCAAGCCCGGAUGUAGUUUUCCAAACAUCAAGCAGGGAUGUAGUCCUCCAAACAUCAAGCCCGGAUGUAGUUCUCCAAACAUCAAACCCGGAUGUUGUUCUCCAAACAUCAAGCCCGGAUGUUGUUCUCCAAACAUCAAGCCCGGAUGUUGUUGUCCAAAUAUCAAGCCCUGGUGUAGUUGUCCAAACAACAAGUCCAGAUGUAGUUGUCCAAACAUCAAGCCCGGAUGUAGUUGUCCAAACAUCAAGCCCAGAUGUUGUUGUCCAAAAAUUAAGUUCGGUUGUAGUUCUCCAAACAUCAACCCCGGAUGUUGUUCUCCAAACAUCAAGCCCGGAUGUAGCUGUCCAAACAUCAAGCCCGGAGGUAGCUGUCCAAACAUCAAGCCCGGAUGUAGUCCUCCAAACAUCAAGCCCGAAUGUAGAUGUCCAAACAUCAAGCCCGAAUGUAGAAAUCCAAACAUCAAGCCCGGGUGUAGUUGUCCAAACAUCAAGCCCGGAUGUAGAUGUCCAAACAUCAAGCCCGGAUGUAGUUCUCCAAACAUCAAGCCCGGAUGUAGCUGUCCAAACAUCAAGCCCGGAGGUAGCUGUCCAAACAUCAAGCCCGGAUGUAGUCCUCCAAACAUCAAGCCCGGAUGUAGUUGUCCAAACAUCAAGCCCGGAUGUAGUUAUCCAAACAUCAAGCCCGGAGGUAGCUGUCCAAACAUCAAGGCCGGAUGUUGUUGUCCAAACAUCAAGCUCGGAUGUAGUUGUCCAAACAUCAAGCCGGGAUGUAGUUCUCCAAACAUCAACCCCGGAUGUAGUUGUCCAAACAUCAAGCCCGGAUGUAGUUGUCCAAACAUCAAGCUCGGAUGUUGUUGUCCAAACAUCAAGCCCGGAUGUAGUUCUCCAAAGAUCAACCCCGGAUGUUGUUCUCCAAACAUCAAGCCCGGAUGUAGUUGUCCAAACAUCAAGCUCGGAUGUUGUUGUCAAAACAUCAAGCCGGGAUGUAGUUGUCCAAACAUCAAGCCCGGGUGUAGUUAUCCAAAGAUCAAGCCGGGAUGUAGUUGUCCAAACAUCAAGCCCGGAUGUAGUUAUCCAAACAUCAAGCCCGGAGGUAGCUGUCCAAACAUCAAGGCCGGAUGUAGUUGUCCAAACAUCAAGCUCGGAUGUAGUUGUCCAAACAUCAAGCCCGGAUGUAGUUCUCCAAACAUCAACCCCGGAUGUAGUUGUCCAAACAUCAAGCCCGGAUGUAGUUGUCCAAACAUCAAGCUCGGAUGUUGUUGUCCAAACAUCAAGCCCGGAUGUAGUUCUCCAAACAUCAACCCCGGAUGUUGUUCUCCAAACAUCAAGCCCGGAUGUAGUUGUCCAAACAUCAAGCUCGGAUGUUGUUGUCAAAACAUCAAGCCCGGAUGUAGUUGUCCAAACAUCAAGCCCGGAUGUAGUUCUCCAAACAUCAACCCCGGAUGGUGUUAUCCAAACAUCAAGCCCGCAGGUAGCUGUCCAAACAUCAAGCCCGGAUGUUGUUGUCCAAACAUCAAGCCCGGAUGUAGUUGUCCAAACAUCAAGCCCGGGUGUAGUUAUCCAAACAUCAAGCCGGGAUGUUGUUCUACAAACAACCAGCCCGGAGGUAGCUGUCCAAACAUCAAGCCCGGAUGUAGUCCUCCAAACAUCAAGCCCGGGUGUAGUUGUCCAAACAUCAAGCCCGGAUGUUGUUGUCCAAACAUCACGCCCGGAUGUAGCUGUCCAAACAUCAAGCCCGGAUGUUGUUGUCCAAACAUCAAGUUCUGUUGGUAUUAGCAGUGGUUCAGCUGUCGAAUCAGCAAGCCUUGAUGUAUUAAACACAUAUUUAAGUCUCAUGACAAGUCCUGUUACGUCUGACUACACAUCUGCGUCGAUAUAUCCUUCCCCAACAUCAUACGACGCCUCAUCCACCGGCCUUCCAACAACAUCACUUCCUCCACCGACGUUGAUGAUGGACGAUGUCAGUGUCCACCAAGGAGGCGGGGACGUGGUUCUCCUUUGUCAUAUGGACAGGAAUUACACAUUCAGCAGUGUGCACUUCCUCAAGAAUAACGCUCUCCUGGGUCAGUCUCCAGACAUCAGCGAGGACAGGACUGAGUUCACGUACAUGAUAAGUGAUCCACGUUGCACUGACUCUGGGGAAUAUGAAUGUCGUGUCGUGGGCGAGGAAGGGAAUCUCACAACGGCGGCUAAUUUAACAGUUCUUGUUCAUUCAGGGAAGCCGACCUUGACCUUGCCGUUUGAGAUCGUUGAGGGCAGAUGGAAGGAGACGUCACUGUUUGUGUGCUCCUACAGACAGGGUAUCCCUCCAGCUGAGGUGUACUGGAGUGCUACACUGGCCAAUGGUACGACACUAGACAGACUGAACUUCAUCACACAGGAGUCUGUGGCCGAGAACCAGACUGACGCGUGUACCCUGGAAGCAACCUCCCAGUUUUACUAUGCCUUCAGCAUGGCCUGGAAUGCCUCCAGCGUCUGCUGUAACGUCAAAGAAGGAGCAAAUGCUACAACAGCCUGUGGGGAUGUCUAUGUUAUUCCAUCGGACACGUGCGUGAACCAGACUGGAAAGUUUGAGCAUCCCUACACUUGUCAACUCUGGAUUGAAUGUGUCUCUGAUGUAGUGUACAUCGCGACAUGCCACAAGGGAUAUUGCAUUGAUCUGCAGAACGAUGUGUGUGUGGCAGGACCUAGUGAUGGUCCAACAGGUUCAUUCUCCUGUGAAGGCAGAGUGAGUGGCGACCGCAUACCACGUGGUGACACCUACCCCAGUCACUGCAAAGAGUACUACUGGUGUGUAAACGGAGCUCCCGUUAACACCACGUGUCCUGGAAGUUCCUAUUUCAUCGGGAAUGCCACACCAACUACGGCCUGUACCGAGGAUUACGCACUUUCAUAUUGUGCUCUGAAAGCUGCGAAUGAAACUGUGAAUGGAAAUGAGACAGGAACGACCGUGGCGCCAGCUGAAACCACUACGACAGAUCCAUUCUCCUGCAAAAGCAGAGCAACUGGCGACAACAUACCUCGUGAAUACACUCACCCAAGCCACUGCAAGGAUUAUUAUUGGUGUGUAAACGGGGCUCCCAUCAACAGAACAUGCCCGGGAAGUUCCUAUUUCAUCGCUAAUGCGACACAAGCUUUGGCCUGUACCAGCGAUUAUGCACUUUCAUUUUGUGAACAGAAAAGAACCCCAUCCUCUGAUGAUGGUAAUACAACUGGAAAUGCAACAGUCACUACCAGGGAUCCAGCAGAGUUCACCACGUCAGCUCCUCCUUCCAAAUGUGACUGCAGCGUUUACACCUACAUCGCCAGAGAGAGCACCUACCCUGGCAACUGCACUGAGUACUACUGGUGUGUAAAUGGUGUGAAGACCCCUGGGGAUUGUGGCGGUGGACAGCAGGUGUAUUUCAACAUUUCAGAGGCCAUCCUACCUUGCACAAACAUACCCACAGACUACUACUGCAAACAUGUAGACGAUGGUACACUCGAACCUUGCUCAUGAAGACACAUGCUCACAGACAUGCGCGCGCAAGACGCAGGAUGCACAGAUUGAUGACACUGAUGGACGUUCAAUGGACAGUUGACGGACAUCAACACGCAUCAGGACUUUUCUGCUUUCGUCUUAAGCGCCCCGAUACAUGGAUAAUGCAGGCAUUUCCAUUACCAUAAUGCGUAGGCACUGGUUCAACGCAUUGGUGGGCGUGUUAGGACAAAUGUACAUCUAUAACUGUUAUUACUUCGAACUACUACUGAAGUUGCUUUUAUGUUUCCGGAAAUAUGUAUAGGUGUAAUAUUCAUAUUUGAUGCACAUGAUGCACCUUAUCAUAAUGCCAUAUCAGCACACCAAAGUAUACGUCAUCUGCUACCAGGAAGGUUCACUAGGGUAUCCGUAAGCUAUGUUCAAUACAUUUCGGGACUAUCUCACAGUGACAUGCUGCCCGCUACACUGCCGUAAUAAUGAGUGAUGCAUGCAUUUCAUUUCGAUCUUUGUCGUUUGACUUUUAAAGGUGUAUGUGCAAGCAAUGGGUCAAUACGUUUGGGUCGAUAUGGGUAGAGUGGUAAGUGAAAAACAGUAUCUCUCAUAAGUAGUUAGCGGAGAGAAUUUCAUGUUUCGAAAGAAUUACCAUAUAUUUUACGUCUCGAUAGAAAAUAGCAGAGCCAUCUCUAAAUGUACAAAAUGCAUUGCUCUAUAGCGGCAGAGUAACUGUUGAAAUAGGCCAAAGCUGUACAAAGUGUCAUGUUUAAAUAUCAUCUCACAAAAGACUACUGUGCAAAUAAAUUAUCUUUUUAUGUAUUAGUGACAUGUUUUCUUGUCGGAAAUUAUGUUUGGACAGAAAUGAUGAUGAUUAAUAUUAAAUUUACGUUUAACCUUGAUAGAGUCGGAUAACAUUGUGUAUGAGCUUAAUCACGACAAUCUAAGAUAUAUAAAAAAGGGUGGUUAAAAAACACGGAGGAAUAAAAUCGCUACGUUAUGGUAAGGAAGGAACUUAUACAGUAUAGGGGGAAAUUGUCACGUUCUUGGCAGCUUAACGUCUAUUUAUAUUGUUCCUAUUUUAUGAUUGUAAUAUGUAUAUUAUUGAUGUAUGUGUAUCUCAUAUUUAUUCCGAUAUAUGUUGUGUUUAAGUAUGCAGUGAUUACUCAUCUAAUGAACUGAAAAAAAGGAGUUUAUAAAUUAGGGUAUUAAGACGGUAAUGUCUUUCCUGAAUACUGCAGUGCUAAAAUGGUUCCAUAUGAUUGAACCCAGCUUGGUAUACUCCCAUAAACCGGUGUUCUUUUACUGAGUAAAACAAAACAAGACUGGUUGAGUUUACUCACCAUUCUAUACAACUAAAACGACCAGUGUGUAUAUAUUUUAUAAGCUAUUGCAGCCAGUGCUGGCCUAAUGUGCAUGUUCAGUUUUAAAGUCUAAUUGUUUUAUCAAAGAUGCCUUUUUCAGAAAUGUGUAUAUACAUGUCAUUACAUUUUAUGUAUGAUAUAGAUGUCUCAUGGAUACAACGCACACUACAUGGUGUUUAUCUUCAAAGUAGAUACAGAAGAUGACAUAAUUAAAAGCUUUUGUACUGGUACCAACAUAUCACAAUUCCAGCCAUACAGUAAAUAAACUUAUAAAAAACUGAA